AUAAUUAAGUUAAUAACAAUUGAAUUUAGAACAAUUACCUAUCCCCUAUAUAUCUACAACACAUCACCACAAAUGCUCAACCCACAACUCUCUCUUCUUGUACUUUUUUUUCAGUCAAAAAAACACAACACAAACAAACCUUGUUCUAACGACUGCAUCCUCUGUAUAUCUCUUUUUCCUGUUUGUACAACCCAGAAGCAAGAAAGAACAAUGGAUAGAAGCUGCAUAGAUGAAAGCACAACUAGUGAUUCCAUAUCCAUUUCUCCAUCAAACAUUUCACCUUUGCCGACGCUUACCAAAUCUCCCAACUCUCUCUGCCGAGUGGCAAGUGGAACCAGCAUGAUUGUGGAUUCAGAAGCUGGGGUCGAAGCUGAAUCAAGAAAGCUCCCUUCUUCCAAGUACAAAGGCGUCGUUCCUCAACCCAACGGCCGAUGGGGUGCUCAGAUAUACGAGAAACACCAACGUGUCUGGCUUGGAACUUUCAAUGAAGAAGAUGAGGCUGCCAAAGCCUAUGACAUAGCUGCUCAAAGGUUUAGGGGUCGUGAUGCUGUGACUAACUUCAAACACCUCCAAGAAUCCGAGGAAGAUGAUAUCGAAAUUGCCUUCCUCAAUUCACAUUCCAAGGCUGAAAUUGUUGACAUGUUGCGUAAGCAUACUUACACUGAUGAGCUUGAGCAGAGCCGGAGAAGCUAUGGCUUCGAUGCGAACGGGAAACGUGUGGUCAGAAACGACGCUGGAUUUGGUUCCUUUGGUGUUGAGCUGAAAGCGCGUGAACAGCUUUUCGAAAAAGCUGUGACUCCAAGCGAUGUGGGGAAGUUAAAUCGACUUGUAAUACCUAAGCAGCAUGCGGAGAAGUACUUCCCUUUGCAAAGUGGAAGUGCUUCUUCGAAAGGAGUUCUUUUGAACUUCGAAGACGUCACUGGCAAAGUUUGGAGGUUUAGGUAUUCCUAUUGGAAUAGUAGCCAAAGUUAUGUCUUAACAAAAGGGUGGAGCCGCUUUGUUAAGGAGAAGAACCUUAAAGCCGGUGACAUUGUUAGCUUUCAGAGAUCAACGGGGCCGGAGAAGCAGCUUUACAUAGACUGGAAGGCAAGAAUCGGAUUGGGUUCCGGUUUGGAGAACCAAGUUGGGCCGGUCCAAAUGGUCAGGCUAUUUGGCGUCAACAUAUUUAAAAUACCUGGCAGUGAAAAUGAUGGUCUGGGUGGAUGUAAUGGGAAAAGGACUAGAGAAAUGGAGCUGUUGGAAUUAGAGUGUAGCAAGAAACAAAGGUUUUGUGGUGUUGUUACUUUCCCGAUGAUACCUCUAUGUUGAUUUGUUGACAACUAUGCUUCAUUCCAGAGACAAUGGGGCGAGAGAAAGUAUAAUUAGGUACGCAAAUAAAGUAACUUUUGUCUUAAAAAUUGUUGGCUAGCUAAUUGGUUACUGCGGCAUGAUUUGUCCAAUACAAAGAUGUAGUUUGGCCCUUCAUGACAUGUUACACUUUCUGCCUACCUAAAAAACAUGAUCUUAAUUUCAUUUGGUUGUGGAUGAAUGAAGAUUUGGGUAAAUAUCUUUUAAAUUCGAAAAGCAAUAGUUUUAUAUUUAUAAAUAAACCCUAUGAUUAAGAGUCUUAGUAUGUUAGGGGCCGAGUAGAUAUUGAUGAUAAAGGUUGGUGGAAAGUAGAAUUGUUGUAAGGAAUCUAUGAAUAUGCAUGCUGCAAAUCAACAAUUAGGUCUUGCACCAUAAAGUUUACGAGAGAAUUUAGUGGUAGAGAUUUGAAAUCUUUCCUUGUUUCCUCUUUUUCCCAAUUAAUUGUUUGUGGUAGUGCUGAUCAGGGAUUUAAUCUUCGAUUUAGAUUUUGUUACAUAGUUUUAAGAAAAAUGCUUUCUUGCCAUCAUCAAACCACUUGAAAAGGAAAACUACAUGUUCUUAAUCUGGAGACUACUGAACGUGAUCAAGUCUGGUGGAGGUGAUAUACUUAAACAAAUCCAAUUUUGGAAUCGUUUGACUGAUAAAGCUCUCCUAAUAGACACAUAAUAGUGUUGAUUACUUUUCUAGUUUCUAAUUAUAUACACAAGUAAGUUCUUAUUUGACAAAUGGUUCAUUUAUAGUAGAAUAAUGCAAACAUGCUAUAUUAUAUAUACGUACUGCAUAAUUACAUACUUUUGACAUUGUUUUUUUGCUACCGAAAAAUGUCAAAACCCAUGGGAUUCAUAUCAACGUGCGUAAUUGCAGUCAAAGCUGGUAUUUUCAAAUGAAAUUCAUAACACAGUACUUAAUCACUAAUAACUCAGAAAUCCACAUGAGAUCAUUGACAAUUUUUUUCCCCUUAAUUACUUGACAAGUUCAGGGUGGAAACACAUAAGAAUUUAAAAGCAUACAAAGAUUGAUUCCAAGGACUUUUUUUUUUUUUUGUCCGUAUAAGAAUUUUCCAUGAAUGUUCCUCCUAAGUUCCAAAUAAAUUGUUGCACAUGAUUUUUGGUUUCUCUCUUUCUUUGAAAUUCAUUAACCUCAAGUUUAGUUCUAAGUA
Messenger RNA from Durio zibethinus, 2506 nucleotides. The record is from RefSeq and is a predicted model, not a curated record. NCBI's taxonomy places the organism in Eukaryota, Viridiplantae, Streptophyta, Magnoliopsida, Malvales, Malvaceae.